Molecule: messenger RNA, 582 nt
Organism: Polychytrium aggregatum
Lineage: Eukaryota; Fungi; Chytridiomycota; Chytridiomycetes; Polychytriales
Exons: 2
Coding region: 1-582 (193 amino acids)
Molecular function (GO): protein binding
Source: RefSeq, a predicted model, not a curated record
AUGGAUUCAUACUACAUCUCCCUGGCCGGUGGUUUUGCCGGCGUCGUCUUGGUCGUGGUCGGAUUGGCUGUGGCGGUCCACAAGGCAGCCCAGACCGAUGCGCAUUCAAAGUCCAAGGGCGAUCUCGAGUUUGCCUCGAAGCGCCUCUCGAUUGUCACCCCCGAGGUGCCUGUUCUCCCGCCCAUCCUGAUCGACAGCACCGACAUCACCCUCAAGCGAAAGAACCGCGAGUCUGUCCGCUCCUCCCGAUCGUCCCGACUCUUUAUGGGCCCCGAGCCCUCGCCCCGAUUCGCCUCCCUCCCCGAGAACGCCACCCCCGUCGACAAGCGAUCCAGCGUCACCCCCAAGCUUUCGGCCAGAAAGCUGUCGCAAUUUUCCUAUGCCCCUCGAAAGCCCGACGAGCUGGCCCUCCGCAUUGGCGACCCCGUCUCGAUCUACCAGAGCUAUCCCGAUGGCUGGUGUCUCGGCAUGAACUGGCGCUCCGGCUUCUCGGGAGUGUUCCCCCUGUCCUACGUCGAUCCCGACACCGCCCCGGCCUUUUCUUCCCCUGUCUCGCCCAGCACUCUCGAGACGCGCUUCUAG